GAACUGUUGAAGGAGUGUCUAUCAGAGACGGUCACUUCAGAAAUGCAAACUCUACAGAUUCCACCGCAGCUCCAGCAGGCAUAUCUAGACUCCAGUCGAUAUCCAGAGAACCUGCCCCCUGGUAGCACAGAUACCUACUCCAGUGAUCUACAAAUAUACAAAACACUGUUGGACAAAGCCCAACCUGAUCUGUUCAUCGAUUUCGAGCCUGAUAUACAUAUUGAGGUUUCAUUUCGCGAACUACACAAUGCUGCAGGAAAUGAGCUGGAAAAACUCAACGCGCACGAUGCCGUCAAGGCGAGAAGUUUCUUGGGUAUACAAACCGGGCCUGACCCUAGUGAUCCCGCAAGGUCGGUAGUGAUUGCACGUAGAAGAGAUCCAGGGCCCCGUUUCAUAUACAUCAAGGGCCAGCACUCCAGGGCUCCUUUGAACAUCACACGGCAACUUAUGUGCGAGAUUUUCUCCUACCAUCAGGUCAUGCCUGUUUAUCUCGACUUCAUCUUUGUGUUCGGCGCUCAGAGCGAGCCACGGGAUCGAAGAUUCAGCGGUUUUCGCCAGCAUAGCUUUCUGUCCGAUCCACCUCGCGGACUGGUGAUCCCAGAUCUUGGGCGAAGUGGGCGGUUGUACCAGCUAUGUUACAAUUUGAAGACGGUAACUUUGAAAUCCGAAGAUCCCAAGGACAUCAGUCUGAGCGAGUGGUCAAUUCAACCUGCUGCAAUCCAUCAUCAAUUCGACAUCGUCUACGGCACAACGCUUUGGAUCGUCACAAAGGGAGGAGACGACCUUCUUGAGCGCUACAAAUCGUUGACAGGCAAGGAAGGAAGGCCAGAGAACAAAGCAUUCAACACGUUACAGGAUAGUUUCAGGUCCAGCCUCGCUCCUCAUCUCUUGUUCUGUCACUGGUCGACGAUGAACUGGCGGUGGCAUAUUCUUUGGCUUGAAUCUGUGGUACAAAAAGAGACUUCGAUGGCCGUCCUCGGUCUCCGCGGAUCGGGCCGUGCGCAGUACAGCUAUACUCUCCGACAUCUCCAAACCGUUCAGGGCCGGGAAGACCAAAUCAAUGAAGCCAUUAUGGUCCUAGAAGCCAAUGUGGACGUCAUGCAGUCUCUGUGCAAAUUCUACGAAGGCCUGAGAACUAAAAAGGAGAUACCCCAGACCUUGAAAGACGGAUGUGACGCCGACAUAGCCACCUUUAUCGCGCAGACCAAUGACAUGAUCUCGAACCUGAAGCUGCAGAUUGUGCGGGCCAAUCUGCUGGUCAAGAUCACUAAGGACAGGAAAGAGCUGAUCACCCAAUUGCUACAAAGCCAAGCAACCGAGCGCAUGGAAGAAUUGAACUUGAACAUGGAAGGUGAGGCCAUUAUUAUGCGAACCAUUACAGUCGUCACCCUGGUGUAUCUUCCUGCGACAUUUGUCUCGACUUUCUUCAGCACCGAUAUUGUCAAGUAUCAGGAUCAGGCUGGAGGGCCACCUACCAAUGGUGUGUACUCUGAGGUGGCUAUGUACCGAUGGUUGCAAGUGACCCUACCUUUGACCGUUUUAACGUUCAUCGGGGCAUUCUGGGCUCUCAAGAUGGCAGAAAAGAAGAGAUCAGGACGGGAUGGUCGAAGUCAAAAGCGAGAACGAAGGCAGAUCGGUCGCUCUGUCACGGAUCUAAACCCUGGUACGAUAUUGCCACAUGCCAACAGUGUCGCCAGCGUGGUGUGA
Cladophialophora immunda is the source of this 1707-nucleotide messenger RNA. RefSeq lists its product as uncharacterized. Lineage: Eukaryota; Fungi; Ascomycota; Eurotiomycetes; Chaetothyriales; Herpotrichiellaceae. The record is from RefSeq and is a predicted model, not a curated record. The coding region runs from base 43 to 1707 and encodes 554 amino acids. The transcript is spliced from 5 exons.